Trifolium pratense (red clover) is the source of this 4184-nucleotide messenger RNA. Its product is annotated as K(+) efflux antiporter 2, chloroplastic-like. Gene Ontology annotation, cellular component: membrane; chloroplast. Gene Ontology annotation, molecular function: potassium:proton antiporter activity. Lineage: Eukaryota; Viridiplantae; Streptophyta; Magnoliopsida; Fabales; Fabaceae. The transcript has 21 exons. Gene Ontology annotation, biological process: potassium ion transport; proton transmembrane transport. The record is from RefSeq and is a predicted model, not a curated record. Bases 345 to 3896 code for a protein of 1183 amino acids.
AUUACACAAGCGACUAAAAAAACAAUUUAACGCGCUAAAAUUGUCGUUGAAGUAAAACGCUAGAAACAAAUAAGUUAUUAUUGGACGCUGUUUUCCACGCGCUGAAUCCGCGACUGUAAAUAGAAACAUUGUAAACAAUAUCCUUUCACUCUCAUCACUGACCGUUUUAAAAAAAUACGCAAAACUGUAUUAUUUUCUCGCACCGAGAAAAUUUUCAUUUUCCCUCUUUCCAAAUACAGAAAAAUUGAAAGCUUCAUUUUCCACUUUCUCCACUUUUCGUCGCUUCGAAAAUGCAUUGAGAAACGGUUCUGUUACUGUAUGAGUAUUUUGAUUUGGAAGAAAAAAUGGAUAUAGCUUUUAGCUUACCACAAUCGAAAGUAGCUUUGACUGGUUUGGAUUCCUGUGUUUUGUUUAGAAGUAGAAGCUCUGGAUGUGGUUUUAUUUGUAAUUCAAGGAAUAUUUUGAAAGGAUAUUGUGGAAGAGACUUCCGAGUUUCGAAUUUGAAGUCGAAUUUGUUGGGUAGGAGUAGUAAACUUUUUAGGGGAAAUAGGGGGGUUUUGUUGAAGUGUCAGGGAAAUGAUUCGUUUGAUUAUGAUAAUGGAAAUGGUAGGAGUGUCGAUAAUUUUAAAGGUUUGAAUGAGGAUUCUGAUUUGGGGUCGAUUUCCGGUGCGGAAUUGGGUGAACCGAUUGGAGAAGGUGGGGGUCAAGUAGAAGUAGAGGUGCAAAAUGUGGAUGAAUUGAAGGAAUUGUUGCAAAAGGCUUUGAAAGAAUUAGAAGCUGCUAGAGUGAAUAGUAUUGUGUUUGAGGAAAAGGUUAAGAAGAUAUCGGAGACUGCGAUAUCGUUGCAGGAUGAAGCAGCAAGAGCUUGGAAUGAUGUUAAUUCUACACUUGAUGUUGUUCAGGAAAUUGUUUGUCAAGAAUUUAUUGCUAAAGAAGCUGUUCAAAAUGCAACAAUGGCUCUUUCUUUAGCUGAGGCAAGGCUUCAAGUAGCUGUCGAAUCUUUGGAGGUUGCAAAUGAAGAUUAUAGUUCUGUGCAAGGUUCGAACGAGAGUGAUGGCGGUAAAGGUAUAGUGCAAGAGGAGAAAGAACGAGUGGUUGCUCUGGAAGAUAUCAAGGAAUGUCAGACAACUUUAGCGUGUUGUGAGGCUGAGUUGAAGCGAUUGCAAAGUAAAAAAGAGGAGUUGCAAAAUGAAGUGAACAAGUUGCAUGAAAUUGCUGAAAAAGCACAGUUGAUUGCAGUUAAAGCGGAGGAGGAUGUCACAGACAUAAUGCACUUGGCCGAGCAAGCUGUUGCCUUUGAACUAGAGGCUGCAAAACGUGUUAACGAUGCAGAAAUUGCAUUUCAGAGAGCAAACAAGUCUGUCACUGGCAUUAAUGAUGAUACCACUGACACUCUACAAGUACAAGAUGUUGUGGCCCUCCCCAAGGAGGAGAAUUUGGUUCAACAAUUUUCUGGUGAUGCUGCUGUUAAAGGAGAGCUCGAGUUAUCAAGUAAUGACGAGUCUUUGCUUGCCACGGGUUCACUAGAGACACAGUCUAACAAAUCCAGCCAAGUCUCGGAAGACAUAACUCAAUCUGAUUAUCUGAGUGAUCAUGAUAAUGGACAGUUAAGCUUAGACUCUUCUAAAGAAUCUGAACCCGAAGUCGAGAAGUCAAAAAGUGCAGUUCAAACAAAAAAACAGGAAAACCACAAAGAUUUGACUAGAGAUAAUUCACCAUCUGCUCCCAAGACAUCAUUGAAGAAAUCUUCCCGAUUUUUUCCUGCUUCAUUUUUCUCUUCUAGCACAGAUGAGAUUGAUUACUCACUAGCAUCACUUUUCAAUGGUCUUGUGGAAUCUGCACAGAAUCAAUUACCCAAGCUGAUUGUUGGGUUAUUGUUAAUUGGAGCAGGGGUCACCUUCUAUUCCAACCGACCAGAGAGGAGUUCUCAGCUGCUUCAGCAGCCUGAAGUCAUUACAGCCACUGUUGAAGAAGUUUCCUCAAGUGCAAGGCCUCUAGUUAGACAACUAAAGGAACUCCCCAAUAGAAUUAAGAAAGUUAUUGCAUCGUUACCUGAUCAAGAGGUGAAUGACGAGGAAGCCUCCCUCCUUGACAUGCUCUGGCUAUUACUUGCAAGUGUUAUAUUUGUCCCGCUGUUUCAAAAAAUUCCUGGAGGGAGUCCUGUUCUUGGUUACUUGGCUGCUGGAAUCUUGAUUGGGCCUUAUGGACUCUCCAUCAUUCGCAAUGUUCACGGGACAAAAUCAAUAGCCGAAUUUGGAGUUGUUUUCCUAUUAUUUAAUAUUGGUCUGGAGCUCUCUGUGGAAAGGCUUAGUUCAAUGAAGAAAUAUGUCUUUGGAUUAGGCUCUGCUCAGGUUUUGUUGACUGCCGCAGUUAUUGGGUUGGUGGCUCAUUAUAUUUGUGGCCAAGCUGGCCCUGCUGCUAUUGUUAUUGGGAAUGGCCUGGCAUUAUCAUCAACUGCUGUUGUUCUGCAGGUGUUACAGGAGAGAGGCGAAAGCACAUCGCGACAUGGGCGAGCUACAUUUUCCGUGUUACUUUUUCAGGAUUUGGCCGUUGUUGUCUUGCUAAUACUCAUACCUCUUAUUUCACCUAAUUCUUCCAAAGGAGGGGUUGGCUUUCAAGCCAUUGCUGAAGCUCUUGGUCUGGCUGCUGUUAAGGCUGCAGUUUCCAUCACUGCCAUAAUUGCAGGUGGACGAUUGCUCCUUCGACCUAUAUAUAGGCAGAUUGCAGAUAAUCAGAAUGCAGAAAUAUUUUCUGCCAAUACACUCUUUGUUGUUCUUGGGACCAGCCUUCUCACUGCCAGGGCAGGCCUGUCCAUGGCUUUGGGAGCAUUUUUGGCUGGUUUGCUACUGGCAGAAACUGAAUUUUCCUUACAGGUUGAAUCUGAUAUUGCUCCAUAUCGUGGCCUUCUAUUGGGCCUCUUCUUUAUGACGGUUGGAAUGUCAAUUGAUCCAAAACUUCUUCUUUCAAACUUUCCUGUCAUCAUAGGGACACUGGGACUCUUGAUAUGUGGCAAGACCCUCUUGGUUGCUUUGAUUGGCAAAAUUUUUGGUGUUUCAAUAAUAUCUGCCAUUAGAGUUGGGCUUCUUCUUGCUCCUGGAGGAGAAUUUGCAUUUGUGGCUUUUGGUGAAGCUGUUAAUCAGGGUAUAAUGUCUUCCCAGUUGUCCUCUUUGCUGUUCCUUGUUGUGGGAAUUUCAAUGGCGCUUACACCCUGGUUGGGUGAAGGAGGCCAGCUGAUUGCUUCCCGUUUUGAGCAACAUGAUGUACGAAGCUUAUUACCUGUAGAAAGUGAGACAGAUGAUCUGCAUGAUCAUAUCAUUAUUUGUGGAUUUGGGCGAGUUGGCCAGAUCAUUGCACAACUUCUUUCUGAGCGACUUAUUCCUUUUGUUGCACUAGAUGUGCGAAGUGAUAGAGUGGCAGUUGGGCGCUCCUUGGAUCUCCCUGUGUACUUCGGUGACGCUGGUAGUCGAGAGGUCCUACAUAAAGUUGGGGCUGGAAGGGCAAGUGCUGCAGCAAUAACUCUAGAUUCCCCUGGUGCAAACUAUAGAACAGUUUGGGCUCUGAGCAAACACUUCCCAAAUGUGAAGACUUUUGUUCGUGCUCAUGAUGUUACUCACGGAUUGAAUUUAGAAAAAGCUGGUGCUACCGCCGUUGUCCCAGAGACCUUGGAGCCAAGUCUUCAACUAGCAGCAGCAGUGCUUUCUGAGGUUAAACUUCCUGCAUCAGAGAUUGCGGCAACAAUUAAUGAAUUCAGAUCCCGUCAUCUGGCUGAGCUUACAGAACUAUCUGAAACAAGUGGAAGUUCUCUUGGAUAUGGAUAUAGCAGAAUCAUGAGCAAACCCAAAUCCCAAUCUCCGGAUACAAUUGACGACAGCCAAGUCCAUGAAGGGUCAAUGUGAAGAUUACCCCAUUUAUACAAAGCAACAGAAGGCAACAGAAAACAAAUUAAGAAAAAUGAUUAUUUUGGGAAAUUGUAUAGCAGAUCAGAUGUUCAAUUAUUUAUUUACAUUGUACAGAAAUGUAUCUGCAUUGAAGAUGCAAAAUCUGUAUGUUAUUUAUUUCACUUGUUGUAAAUUAUUAUCAUUCAUAUCCUUCCUCAGAUUUCUGAUAAGGAUGAUAUCAUUGUUGUAUGUAACAAUCAUUGAUAUUAUUAUUAUAUCAUAUUCUUUGGCUUUCGAAAGCAUGUA